Balaenoptera acutorostrata (minke whale) is the source of this 4225-nucleotide messenger RNA. RefSeq names its product C-terminal binding protein 2 (gene CTBP2). Lineage: Eukaryota; Metazoa; Chordata; Mammalia; Artiodactyla; Balaenopteridae. The transcript has 9 exons. The record is from RefSeq and is a predicted model, not a curated record. Gene Ontology annotation, molecular function: transcription corepressor activity; oxidoreductase activity, acting on the CH-OH group of donors, NAD or NADP as acceptor; NAD binding. The coding region runs from base 16 to 2991 and encodes 991 amino acids.
CAUUUUUUUCCCCCAAUGCCGGUCCCCAGCAGGCAUAUAACUAUCGGUCGAUCUCAGAGCUGGGACGCUGCCGGCUGGUACGAGGGCCCCUGGGAGAUCGCUGAGGCUCCGGGGAGGAGAAGCGCCCUGACGGACAGAGGCGGAGAGGGACCUUGGUACGAGCGGCCGAACCCUGGGCUGCAGGAUGUCACCAUGCCCGGGGCCGCCGAGCCCUGCCUCUACCGGGAGGCCUUCUACAACUCGGUGGCCGGAAGGAAGAGCUCCGUUCCCGACUUUGCCUUUUACGACAGCAGACAGGCGGUGAUGUCAGCUCGCGGGGCCCUGCUGCCGCGGGAUUACUACAGCGACCCGGCCGGAGCCGCCCGGGCCGCCAGAGAGCCUCGGCACCAUCACGACCCGGGAGCUGGCCAGCUGCUGCCCGGUUAUGGAGCGCUGGGCAGCAGGAUGACAUGGGAGCCAGUGCAAGGCCGGGCCCCUGUCCUGCAGGACACCGGUCACCUGUACCGGGAUCCCGGAGGUAAAAUGAUCCCUCAGGGGCAGCGAUCGCAGAGCGGGGCCCCAUCGCCUGCGCGGUACUCUGGGGAGCUGGCUGACAGCAGGUUUGGGGCGGAGGUGCCCGCCUACCCUGCCAGCCAGGUCUACAGCGAUGUGGGCGAGAGGCCUGUGGAUUCCGCCACCGCUACCAGGCAGGCGGCCCCCACAUGCCUGGUCGUGGACCCUGGAGCGGCUGCUGCUUCCGAGGUCAGCCUGGGAAUAGCCCCGGGCGCCCUGAACCAAGGCUACGGACCUGCCCGGGAAGGCGUCUACCCCAGGACGGCUUCUGAGAAUUGUGAGGCCGACCUGUCUGCCUUCCCGGGGCCCGGCGGCAGCAAGAGGAGCGCGAUGCCCGAGUUCCUGGCCUUCCUGAGGGCGGAGGGCGUGGCGGAGGCCACGCUGGUGGCCCUGCUGCAGCAGGGCUUCGACUCCCCGGCUGUCCUGUCCACAAUGGAGGACGCGGACAUCAAGUGCGUGGCGCCCAACCUGGGCCAGGCCCGCGUCCUGAGCCGCCUGGCCGGCAGCUGCAGGACGGAGAUGCAGCUGCGCAGGCAGGGCCGGGGAGGCUCCCUGCCCCGGACGCGCUCCAGCAGCUUGAGCCACCGAAGCGAGCUCCACGGUGACUUGUCUGGUCUGGACGCCUCAGCCCUGCGGCCCCAGCCGGCGGGGCCCGUGCAGGCAACCUCCCCCCACGCUGCAGAUCCCGCUCGCCGCCCCUCCAGCGCGCCAUCCCAGCAUCUCCUGGAGACCGCGGCGACCUACUCUGCCCCGGGGGUGGGCGCCCAAGUCCCCCACCUUCCCUCCAACUCCGGGUACAGCUCUCCCACCCCUUGCGCCCUGACAGCGCGGCUGGGCCCUACGUACCCCCCGCAGGCCGGGAUGGCCUUGACUAACCCGGGCCCUGCCACCCCGCUGCAGCCAGGCCCCAGAACUGCCUACUCCACGGCGUACACGGUGCCCAUGGAGCUGCUGAAGCGGGAGCGCGGCGCGGUGGCGUCUCCCCUGCCUAGCCCCCACGGCAGCCCCCAGCUCCUGCGGAAGCCCGGCGUCCCCCUGGAGCCCUCCACCCUGCUGCCGGCCAGCCAGAGCCUCCACACGCCCCACUCGCCCUACCAGAAGGUGGCCCGGCGGACGGGGGCCCCCAUCAUCGUGUCCACCAUGCUUGCACCGGAAACAAGUAUCCGCCCCCAGAUCAUGAACGGCCCCCUGCACCCGCGCCCCCUGGUGGCGCUGCUCGAUGGCAGAGACUGCACCGUGGAGAUGCCCAUCCUGAAGGACCUGGCCACCGUGGCCUUCUGUGACGCACAGUCCACUCAGGAGAUCCACGAGAAGGUGUUAAAUGAGGCUGUCGGCGCCAUGAUGUACCACACCAUCACCCUCACCAGGGAGGACCUGGAGAAGUUCAAGGCCCUGAGAGUGAUCGUGCGGAUAGGCAGCGGCUACGACAACGUCGACAUCAAGGCUGCAGGCGAGCUCGGGAUCGCCGUAUGCAACAUCCCAUCCGCGGCAGUGGAAGAGACGGCCGACUCCACCAUCUGCCACAUCCUGAACCUGUACCGGCGGAACACGUGGCUGUACCAGGCGCUGCGGGAAGGCACGCGGGUGCAGAGUGUCGAGCAGAUCCGGGAGGUUGCCUCGGGGGCAGCCCGCAUCCGCGGGGAGACGCUGGGCCUCAUUGGCUUCGGUCGCACGGGGCAGGCGGUUGCCGUUCGAGCCAAGGCCUUUGGAUUCAGCGUCAUAUUUUAUGACCCCUACUUGCAGGAUGGGAUAGAGCGGUCCCUGGGCGUGCAGAGGGUCUACACCCUGCAGGACUUACUGUAUCAGAGCGACUGCGUCUCCUUGCACUGUAAUCUCAACGAACAUAACCACCACCUCAUCAAUGACUUUACUAUAAAGCAGAUGAGGCAAGGAGCAUUCCUAGUGAACGCGGCCCGCGGCGGACUGGUGGAUGAGAAAGCCUUAGCCCAAGCCCUCAAGGAAGGCAGGAUACGAGGGGCGGCCCUCGACGUGCACGAAUCGGAGCCUUUCAGCUUUGCUCAGGGUCCCCUGAAAGACGCACCGAAUCUCAUUUGUACGCCCCACACGGCCUGGUACAGUGAGCAAGCCUCACUGGAGAUGAGGGAGGCGGCCGCCACCGAGAUCCGCCGGGCCAUCACAGGUCGCAUCCCAGAGAGCUUAAGAAACUGUGUGAACAAGGAAUUCUUUGUCACAACAGCUCCCUGGUCAGUAAUAGAUCAGCAAGCAAUUCAUCCAGAGCUCAAUGGUGCCACUUACAGAUACCCGCCAGGCAUCGUGGGCGUGGCUCCGGGAGGACUUCCUGCAGCCAUGGAAGGGAUCAUCCCUGGAGGCAUCCCGGUAACCCACAACCUCCCCACGGUGGCACACCCCUCCCAAGCUCCCUCUCCCAACCAGCCCACAAAACACGGGGACAAUCGAGAGCACCCCAACGAGCAAUAGCAGAGAGUGACGGAAGGUCAUCGUUCAGAACACCUGGGACCAAGAGACAGUGAAAACUAGAUGAACUACGAGGAAAGGAAUUUGACGGUCUUUUUAACGGAUUCUGGACAUACGCAUCAUUGAUGUUGCAGUGUUAAAACUACAAAAGAGCUCGAAGCCAAGACGCGGGAAAACUGAAGAUGUCGUCUGCUUGCGGAAGCGCUGAAAAAGACUAGGACGUGAUUUAUUAACGACCAACUUCUGUUAUUGUGUGUUAAGUUUUUCAUCUGUGCAUCAAAUCACAAAGAAUAAAUAGAUCUUUUUCCUUUAUCAGUCCCUUGGACACAGCAGGUCCUGAACACCUUGCUCUAGAAUGUUGCAUCAGGAGUUCCAAACAAACAUCAAAAUAAAAAAUAUUAAGAGGAAAUCCCCACCCUGUGACUCUAGUCCCUUCGGUCCUCGGGGGCUGGUGACCUCUUUUGCUAAUAGGAAGAUUGAUUAAAUUACUACAAAAUGGGGAGAAAACUGUUUGCCUGUGUUAGACAACCGCGAGCAUAAGAGUGAAGACAGUACAGGCUCCUGUACAGAGAAGUCUCUCCCAUCUGAACUGCAUACUGAGCGGGCAAGUUGGUUGUGAGUUCAGUAAAAACCCUCUGAUGAUGCAAAAAAAAAAAAAAAAAAGUAUUAAGUUUCACAAGCUGUUUGUACUCAAAUAUAUUUUCUCAGUUUCAGAUCCUCAGCUAUUUUAUUGAGUGGAAAGUCUUGAACUGAAAGCGUUCAAGAAGAAUAAUGUUGCAUUUCCUUAUGUCUCAGGAAACACUUUUUAUGGUAACUUGUCAGAUUGUCUAUGAACAAACCCACUUUUUUAGACAUUGAUAAAGUCUUCUUUUCUUCACGUGAUAUUUUAUACAAGAACACUUCAGGUGUGUUAUUAGAUGUGACUGAUUUUAACAAAUCCUAUUAGAUUUGUAUCAACUAGUUACAUGUUAUAUUCAUAGUCUUUUGUGAAUCAUCGCCUUUUUGUUUAAAAGAUGGCCUAUUUUGAGCCUUUGUAUAGGUACAUUCCUGUUUUUGUGACAAAAAAAACCUUUAAAACUGUCCCAAACAGAAAAAUAAUGGCUAUCAGAAAUGUUUUGUUUUAGUGUGAGUUACCGUUACUGUAUUUGUUUAUUGUAAAGGUGGACAUUUAGCGUUCAGUGCAGUUUUCAAUAAAAAGUAAUAAAAAUUUCUGUUAAGCUCUGAAAUUCAAGUACAA